UAUUAAUGUUUACAGUAUUAAUGUUUUCAGAACGAAUGUGAUAAGGAAACGGUGCAUGAUGCCCAUCCUCGGCAGUCCGAAACACAUCGAGAAGAGCCACGACUACGAGUUCCUCAAACCCUGGCUGGGUACCGGGCUUCUGACCAGCCAAGGCAAGAAGUGGCAUCCGCGACGGAAGAUUCUCACCCCAGCCUUCCACUUCAAGAUCCUGGACGAUUUCGUGGACAUCUUCCAGGAGCAGAGUGCUGUGUUGGUUAGCCGGCUGGAACGAGAGGUGGGAAACGAGAAGGGCUUCAACUGCUUCCCCUACGUGACCCUGUGCGCUCUGGACAUCGUUUGCGAAACUGCCAUGGGUCGUCUGGUCAACGCUCAGAUGAACUCCGACUCCGAAUACGUUAAGGCAGUUUAUCAAAUCGGAAGCAUCGUCCAGAACCGGCAGCAGAAGAUCUGGCUGCAGCCGGACUUCAUCUUCAAGCGGACGCAGGACUACCGGAACCACCAGCGCUGUCUGUCGAUACUGCACGAAUUCUCGAACCGAGUGAUCCGGGAACGGAAGGAGGAAAUCCGGAAGCAGAAGCUCUCGAACAACAACAACAUCGAUAGCGUGGCCGAUUCGAAUACCGGAAGUGGAAAUGGUUUCAGCAAUAACAAUAAUAACAACGCGGAAGAGUUCGGCAGGAAGAAGCGGCUGGCGUUUUUGGACCUGUUGAUCGAAGCUUCUCAGGAUGGGGCUGUACUUUCGAAUGAGGACAUCCGUGAGGAGGUUGAUACGUUCAUGUUUGAGGGGCACGACACCACAUCGGCUGCCAUAUCGUGGAUCCUGUUGCUGUUGGGUGCUGAACCUGCCAUCCAAGAUCGCAUCGUCGAGGAGAUCGAUCAGAUUAUGGGUGGAGAUCGGGAGCGUUUCCCCACCAUGAAGGAGCUCAACGAGAUGAAGUAUCUGGAGUGUUGCAUCAAGGAAGGAUUGCGCCUUUAUCCGAGUGUGCCGCUAAUUGCGCGGAAGCUGGUCGAGGACGUUCAGAUCGAGGAUUACGUCAUCCCUGCCGGGACGACAGCGAUGAUUGUGGUCUACCAGCUGCACCGGAACCCGGAGGUGUUCCCGAAUCCGGACAAGUUCAAUCCUGACCACUUUUUGCCGGAGAAUUGCCGCGGUCGGCAUCCGUACGCGUAUAUUCCGUUUAGUGCUGGACCAAGGAACUGCAUUGGCCAGAAGUUUGCGGUGCUAGAAGAAAAAUCGAUCAUAUCGGCUGUUCUGAGGAAGUAUCGAAUCGAGGCUGUUGAUCGACGGGAAAAUCUUACGCUACUGGGAGAACUGAUCCUAAGGCCUAAGGAUGGUUUGCGGAUAAAGAUUAGCCGGAGAAAUUAGAAGAGGAACAAGUGAAACGAACGAAAAAAGUAUUGAAUUUAUCAUUUAACUUGUAGUGUUUUAUUACUCGAUAAGCGGUCUCUAGAAUACUAAAUCUUAGGUUUAAUGCAGUUUACAGUUUUUUUUUAUAUCAUGAGAUGUUGGUGUGUAUUAAUCGAAAUGUUCGUCCUUAUAAGGUAUUAUAUGUUAUCUGUAAAUGUCUUUUCGAUGAAAUUCGGAUGCUGCAAAAUCGGAAGGAAACGAAUGCGCGAUGGAAGAUAAUUACAAUAAUUGUAAACAGUCGACAACAUAUGUUUAUCGAACUUAAAUAUAAAGGUACCUUUAUCAUGCAUUGUUCACAUUAUAAAUUGCUACAAUUGUUCAUGGCAAUCGGUGAAAAAAAUUGUCAGCCAAUAAACAUAA
Messenger RNA from Uranotaenia lowii, 1768 nucleotides. Its product is annotated as cytochrome P450 4c3-like. The record is from RefSeq and is a predicted model, not a curated record. Gene Ontology annotation, molecular function: iron ion binding; heme binding; monooxygenase activity. The transcript has 4 exons. NCBI's taxonomy places the organism in Eukaryota, Metazoa, Arthropoda, Insecta, Diptera, Culicidae. The annotation marks the transcript as partial.